GUUUUGUUUUUUGUUUGGUUGGGUUUUUUGUGGAUUAAUAGUUUUUUUUUCUGCUUGGUCCUUAAGUAAAAGUGUCGCUGAGAAGAAGCCUGGAGUCUGAGUGAGAGCAGGCGUGUGAAGACAGGGAUUUAUCUCAUCUGCUCAAUGUCUAGCACUGACCUAAAAGCAAAAAAGCCACCUGAGUGUGCCAGGAAGUUAGAGAACAGCUGUCUCCUCAAACGUGUAAACACUACAGACAUUCUGCACUCCUUUUUAAAUGAUUGUGAGCCAUGCCUUUGGUGAAAAGGAACAUUGAACCACGGCAUCUCUGCCGGGGAGCUCUGCCAGAGGGAAUUACAAGUGAGCUGGAAUGUGUAACGAAUAGCACUCUUGCUGCUAUCAUACGCCAGCUAAGCAGCUUAAGCAAACAUGCUGAAGACAUAUUUGGUGAAUUGUUUAAUGAGGCCAACAGCUUCUAUAUCAGAGCAAAUUCCCUCCAAGACAGAAUUGAUCGCCUUGCUGUCAAAGUCACCCAGCUGGAUUCAACAGUGGAAGAGGUAUCCUUACAGGACAUCAACAUGAAAAAAGCAUUCAAGAGCUCAACAGUUCAAGACCAGCAGGUAGUUUCAAAGAACAGCAUUCCGAACCCGGUGGCUGAUAUUUAUAAUCAAAGUGACAAACCACCACCUCUGAAUAUUCUUUCACCUUAUAGGGAUGAUAAGAAGGAUGGAUUGAAGUUCUAUACCGAUCCUUCCUAUUUUUUUGACCUUUGGAAAGAAAAAAUGUUACAAGAUACUGAAGAUAAGCGAAAAGAAAAGAGGAGACAAAAGGAGCAAAAGCGUAUAGAUGGCACCACCCGUGAGGUGAAAAAGGUUAGAAAAGCCAGGAACAGACGCCAGGAGUGGAAUAUGAUGGCAUAUGACAAAGAGCUUAGACCUGACAACAGGUUGUCUCAAAGUGUGUACCAUGGAGCAUCUUCCGAGGGAUCACUGUCCCCAGAUACUAGGUCCCAUGCAUCUGAUGUUACAGAUUAUUCUUAUCCUGCUACUCCGAAUCAUUCCCUCCAUCAGCAGAUAGCGAUGCCUUCCUAUGGAGCAGGAGAUGGUCCACAGUACAUGGCAGCAUCCCAAAGCCAUGAGCAUGAAUACAGACCACCCUCCACCACUGUACGGCACGCCACUUUAAACAGACCUCAGCAACCACCUCCGCCUCCACCCCAGCCUUCAGAUGGCCAGCACAGCUCAGUACCUGUGGUACCAGCUGAAUAUGGGAUGCUCCCAACUCAGAUGGUGGAUUAUUACAAUCCUACAGGUCCUCCCCAACCUCCUCCUCCCCCUAUGAUUCCUUCAGCGCAAACUGCAUUUGUUAGUCCCCUUCAGCUUCCCGUGCCACCUUCCCAUUCCGGACUGGUGACUGGCUCUACAUAUCCAGCUGCUCAUCCUCCUCCUUCUGGUGGGCUUGUUGUCACUGCUCCUCCUCCUCCUGGCCCACCUCCUCCCCCUCCAGGCCCUCCUGCUGCAGGUGCAUCCCUCUCUUCCUCCCCCAUGCACGCUCCUCCGGCGUCGGAGGCGAAGCAGGCACCGAUGAGCGAUGCGCGGAGCGAUCUUCUGGCUGCCAUCAGGAUGGGAAUUCAGCUGAAGAAGGUGCAGGAGCAGCGUGAGCAGGAGGCGAAGCGCGAGCCCGUUGGCAAUGACGUGGCCACCAUCCUGUCGAGGCGCAUUGCCGUGGAGUACAGCGACUCCGACGACGACUCCGAGUUCGAUGAGAACGACUGGUCAGAUUGAACGUGGUCCAAGCCUGCUGGCAACUGCAUCAAACGCUUGGCUUCGGUGAUUGCUUUGUUAGCAAGAUGUAAAGCAGGACGUUGACGUGUAUUAAGGCUAGUAAGGGAAGUGCUGAAAUUGAGUUGGUAUUAUUCAGAAUGCUGUAGCUUAGCAACUCUGGUAAUAAUGAUGUGAUUAUGCUUAUGCAGAUCAGAAACUUGUCUUACUUUCAGUAUUUACUGCAUAAUACUUAAGUGCCACUAAAUGUAGCAACACGUGCUGCGUGCAAAAUAUGCUGCAGUUGUUGCACUGUUACAGAACCAGCAUUUUAUUUUACUUUCCUGUUCUUGAAGGGAUAAAAUAUAUUUUUUUGACUUUACAUCUUAUUCUUUUAAGUACUUAAGCAACUUAGAUACUUGUGAAUUGGUCUGGUUGUUAGUCUUUGAGGGCAGCUAACUGUAUGGCUGAGUGAAGUGUUGAGUUCCAUAAAUGUGACUUCUAGCUUUUUUAUUAGGUACUAAUUAUGCCCACCUUAGUCUAUUUUUAACCAUUUCUGGGCUUAAGUUUUAUGUAUACAGAAUUGAUUUUAUACUAUCUUCCUUUCUAUCUUAAAAAUGUAGCAGAUGAUGAAAUGUAUACUUUGAAGAAUGAAUCCACCUGAUCCAAACAGAACAUUUGGUGAGCAGACAGGAUGUGUCUAUAACAGUACCAGCUUUAAGUUGCUGGCUGCUUGUUGGGAAGAUGCUGGGGGGUCUCUGCUGGGUGGCAGAUGCAUGUCCAUGCUAUAACUGAAAAUACCUGUAGAGCUUUUCAGUCUUACGAUAGGAUCAGCUGGAAGCAGGAUAGACCUGAUGAAAACCCUGUGGCUGUUGCAGUGCAGAAAUGCUGCUGCUGCUAUUACUAAAGAUUGGAACA
Molecule: messenger RNA, 2657 nt
Organism: Ficedula albicollis (Collared flycatcher)
Lineage: Eukaryota; Metazoa; Chordata; Aves; Passeriformes; Muscicapidae
Gene: WASF3
Product: WAS protein family member 3
Exons: 10
Coding region: 270-1763 (497 amino acids)
Biological process (GO): actin cytoskeleton organization; positive regulation of Arp2/3 complex-mediated actin nucleation
Cellular component (GO): cytoskeleton; SCAR complex
Molecular function (GO): Arp2/3 complex binding; actin binding; protein kinase A regulatory subunit binding
Source: RefSeq, a predicted model, not a curated record